Messenger RNA from Chaetomium globosum CBS 148.51, 3111 nucleotides. RefSeq lists its product as uncharacterized. NCBI's taxonomy places the organism in Eukaryota, Fungi, Ascomycota, Sordariomycetes, Sordariales, Chaetomiaceae. The record is from RefSeq and is a predicted model, not a curated record. The transcript is spliced from 3 exons. The coding region runs from base 1 to 3111 and encodes 1036 amino acids.
AUGAGUCAGAACAACAACACUGGGGGGUAUAGCGACCCAGAUCUGGGUGACUAUACCCAAGGGUAUGAAGAUGCCACCAUUGUCGCGUCCUUCAAUCUUGUCGAGGACUAUCUCCGCGAGGAGGCGGCCGGCAACCAUGACGUUAUCCAUGUCCGAGACAUUGACAGCGAAGAUGACGACAGCGAAGAUGACGACAACAAGGAUGGCGACCACGAGGAUGACGACAACUACAACGAAAUGAAGUUCGAUGGAGCCGACUUCCACCAUGAAGAUGCCGGCCUGAACGAUAUCAACCUUGGGUUUGAUAUCGGUAACAAUCUGUUCCCGUCGCCUCCGGCCAUCGUUGAAUCGCCCCCGACCGAUGGGAUCAAAGGUGAAGACGAUGAAGAACUGUUUGGCAAAUCGCCCAUAGCCUCUGACGCUUCUCAAGGAGCGCCAACGCCCGCAGUCCCCAGUGAUAUGUCCACUCUUGCUUUUCCGCAGACUGACCCAGUCAUAGCCGCCUCCCACCCUCCCCAAGCGCCGGAGCCUUCAUCAUCUCAACCAACUCUCACCUUACCGCAGCUCGACCCUGCUGAGGUUCCUGACUUCAUCAAAGAAGAGCCAGGGCUCACCGAACCGGAUUACACCUCACUUCUCCCAAUCGACCCUUUGAUUGCCAGCGAGGCUUCCAAUGCGAGCCAACCAUCAGCGCCAGCGAGAGUACCUGACCCGCAAUCCUAUCUCCCCGCACCUGAGAUCUCGACGGGACCGAGCUUUCAGAGUUUCGUGCCGCCUCAGGAACAAAUCCCAGAGCCUGCUCUUGCAGUCCCAAAUAACGAGUUCUUUUACCCUUGUCGAGUUGACAAUGAUACGACGAACUCCAACCAGGGCCAAUACCCGCUUGGGCCUCUCCUGGGACAGGGCAAUGGCACUAGCCCAGACGACAAGAGGGCAGGGAGGCUACGGCGACCAAUACCAGUACAACAACCCAACCCAUAUAACAACUCGGCCUACCCCAUGCCACUAGCCCAAUGUGCGGUUGGGCAAUAUGACGCGUAUUCGAACACGCAGGCACAUCAGCGGUUCAUACCAUCCGAGGCCUCACGAUAUCGGCAGUCCAUGGGGCCACAAAACCCCGGCUAUCGGCUUCCUCUGCCCCAAAACGCAACACCGCCGAUGAACCUGGAGGAUAUCAGGCGUCUACCUCCCAUUAACCUCCCACUCCCCGUGUCUAACCAUGCCGCCUAUCCCCCACAACGCGACCCGUUGGCACCGCAGGACCAACCUCAUCCGCUCAAUCGCGGCAGGAUCAGCCACAGAAGGAGCCGCAAGGCCUCCUCCAACAACGACUCGCAACGGUUCUACGUCAGGCCCCCGAGGAUACCUGCGUGGGGUCCGUUGGUCCCAGGUCCGAGGCAACCGGAGCCCGUGUUUCGAUACUACAAGCACUAUGCCGAGUUGAGGCCUGCUCUGACCUUUACCGCGGACCAACUCGUCACUUUCUUCCUCGGAAUCGGGCAUCCAAAUCCCGGGCGGAGGCUGACGCUGUGGAUCCAGAACGUGGCGGCCCAGUCGAACGACCGGUACGCGAACAGGGGCGCAUCGACCAAAUGCCGAUACAAGAAUUGUCCGGCCAAGCAGAACACCAUCCUCAAGGGUUUCUUCCGGAUAGCUUUUGACGAGUUUUCGGACAUGACUGGCGACACGCUUGACCCAAUGCAUAACGCGGGCUACAUGCACCUGCACUGCUUCGAGAAGUUGUUCGAUCUGGGCUAUCUCAUCCAUUACGGCGCUACUCGUCUAGGGUUCAGGAUCCUUCCCGACCGACGCAUCUUCAACCACGAGACCAGGAACGCCGCUUCCCUCACCCGGGAUCACGGCGACAUGAUCAAUGCUUACGACGAGUGGGUGGAGGGGCAAAGGGCUCGGGCUGACUAUAUCGAGAGCGUCAACGCGAAUCCCCAGACCAGGAAGAUCUACACCGGCAUUGAACCGAUGCCGCACAUGAUCCCUCCUCACUCUCAGCGCCUUGGGUACAAGCUCGUCGAGAAGCAUCUUAGCCUCCAAGUCAAGGGUCGGGCGGCAACGCGGGACAACCGCGGUGGUCCACACAUCGGGAUCCACAUGGGCGAUCUGGACCUGCUCAUGCACCUGAAGCGCCGCGCCAAGCAGAGAAGGUCUAUCGUGCCGGGAACCCAACAGGAGACCCAGCAGGGGACCCAGCAGGUUGCGACCGCUACCACUAUCACAUAUGCCGCGGCCCAAGGCGCGGGGCAGAAGCGGGCUCACGACGAUGGUAACGGGGAAGGCAGCAGUUCAGUGGCUGCCGAGCAACGGCCUGCACAGCGGCUGCGAGUCGACGGCAACACCCAGCAGGCCCAGUACGAGCCCCCGACCACGCGGGGGACUAAGCGGGCCAUCGACGAUCUCGAAUCCUCCUCCACGUCCCCCGAGUCGAGCAAGCGGGCCAGAGAUUCCUCGUACCAGACGCCCGAUUUUCUGGACCCAGAGAACUACUACGACCUCUUCCCGAUGGACGUCUUAGAAGGAGACAACAUCAACGUCGCCUUUGGCGAUGACGACGCCCUCUACGACAACACCUUUUACGUGCCAGGGGACGACGACGAGCCCGAAAUGGGCUACGCUCACACCCAACCCAACUGGUACCCCCAACCACCCUCUUCCACCACCACCCCUCCCACCACCACCACCGCCGCGGCCACCACCUCCACCACCACCACCCCAACCCCCGCCUACCCCCGCACGCGCUCCCGCUCCCGUGAAGAAAGCAUCUCCAUCAUCAACCAGCUCACCCCGCACCACCUGACGCGCGCGUCGGCGCACGCGAUCCAGUCGCAGCUGGAGGCGCAGCCGGCGCACGUGCGGGAGCAGGUGCUGGCGGCGGUGCCGGCCGAGUACGCGGCGCUUGUGCAACCACCGACCCAAGAUGUGUCUGGGCUGCCGUGGGUUGCGAUGCAAAAGGCAACCAGUGAUCCCAGUCUCCCUGGCAUCGGCCUCCCUCCCUUGACCGAAGGCUCCCAAGCAACAUUGGUCGGCGGCAAGCCCGAUAGGUGGGCGGUCUCCGGCGACGGCAGCCCGCAGGUGAAGACGGACAUUCCUGUAUUCUAG